GUGGAAUAGCCUUUCAUCUGGAGAUAAAUGGUGUAUGAGGGUAUAAUCCCCAUUUCAAGGAUCUAUUUUUGGCUGUCGUGUACAGGGUUUCGCGAAAUAACGCUUGCAAACCUUAUCCUUGGUCGAUGUAUUCCUACUUCUGAAUGGAGCCCGAGCCACCAUCCAAGCGCCGAAAGGGGAUGGAUGAAGGAGGUGCCAUCUCCUGGGAGGUUCAUCCUGUCCUUUCAGAUGAACAGUCCCAGGACGUCCCGCUGCUGGAUGCCUAUGCAGCGCCCAUUACCAACAAAAAGGAAACCUCACGCCUCAUGAAAGGGCUCCCCACAAUCUAUCCUCUGCCUGGUCUCCAGCACAUCAAGCGGGUGAGGGCCUGCAAGGGAGCCAAACACCCCCAUCCCCUUGAGGUGAUCAUAUGCCAGGUCGAGGGUGCCCCAGAAAUCAGUGACUCCAGAGACAUUUCUCUUGACACAUUGUUGCCCCCUGAGUCUUUUGACAGUACUGGAUUAGGAGAAGUGUUUAUUGCGAAAAUACCGGCCCGAGCCCCAUCAACACGCCCCCAGUUUGAGCAAGCCAGUGCACACUGGCCUACGUCAUUCCAUGAGGACAAACAAGUCACAGCCGCCCUCAGGGGACAGCUAUUCUCUGCCACUCAGAAGGCCAGGAUGCACGAGCACAUGGUGGCUGCCAUACAAGCUGCCAAAGCCGGCCAGGAGCAAGGCAUGGCCCCGGUGGGAGCGGUGGCCGUGGAUCCAGCAUCAGACCAGGUACUCGCCAUAGCCCAUGACUGCAGCCAGGGCACUGGUGGUCACCCCCUGCACCAUGCGGCGAUGGUCUGCAUCGACCUGGUGGCCCGGGGACAAGGUGGUGGGGCAUAUGACUUUAGCAAGUAUCCUGCCUGCUGGUGGAAGGCCUCCGAGCCCCAGCCUGCUGAAGGCUCUCCCUCCUCAGACAGAGCUGCUGCUGGAUCGUCUGAGGACCAGAAGGGACUGCCAUAUCUCUGCACUGGAUACGACAUCUACUUGACCAGGGAGCCUUGUGUCAUGUGCUCAAUGUCCCUACUGCACUCCAGGGUCGGGCGUGUGUUUUACGGGGUGACCGCUCGAGAUGGUGCUCUGGGUUCCAGGUACAAGCUCCACGUGAUGAAGGAGCUGAAUCACCACUUUGAGGUGUUCCGCGGAGUGGCGCAGCAACUUUGCGAAGAACUUGGACAAGAGUCUGCCACACCACAAUCUUCACAUUGAAGAAUUUUCCAGACAUUCCUUACAAUGUACUGAAGAGUGCCCAAUGACCGUAUAGAUACAGAAUGGAAUGAGAUGAAUGCCCAUGUCGUUAGGUUUGCCAAACCUGACAAUCGUGUGAAAGUAUGUUUGUCCUUGCCAGAGAAAGGACCACACACACACACACACAUUUUAAACAUUGCCUUAAUGAAAUGGGUAACACUUGAAAUAAAUUAUGCAAUUUUGUAUUCA
Messenger RNA from Engraulis encrasicolus (European anchovy), 1466 nucleotides. RefSeq names its product adenosine deaminase tRNA specific 3 (gene adat3). The coding region runs from base 144 to 1238 and encodes 364 amino acids. The record is from RefSeq and is a predicted model, not a curated record. Gene Ontology annotation, molecular function: tRNA-specific adenosine-34 deaminase activity. The transcript is spliced from 2 exons. Gene Ontology annotation, cellular component: cytoplasm; nucleus. NCBI's taxonomy places the organism in Eukaryota, Metazoa, Chordata, Actinopteri, Clupeiformes, Engraulidae.